AUGCCGUACCCCGACGAAGCGCAAGGGUUCCAGGUCGACAGCCCGGAGACCUUUACCACCUUCCACAAGCGAUCGUUUCCCCUGAAACCGUUCGGCGAACAUGACAUCGAUAUCAAGGUCGAGGCAUGCGGAGUCUGUGGCAGUGACGUGCACACACUGAGUGGUGGAUGGGGAGAGCAAAAGUUUCCUCUGUGCGUGGGACAUGAAAUCGUCGGUCGGGCGGUCCGUGUAGGCCCGAAAGUGACCAGCGUCCAACCCGGGCAACGCGUGGGCGUCGGGGCACAGUGUCUCUCCUGCGGCGAGUGCAAGCAAUGCAAGAACGACAACGAGACCUACUGCCCCGUCCUCUGCCUCGACACGUACGGCUCGACCUGGCCGGGCACCGAUCUCGUCCUGCAGGGCGGGUAUUCGUCGCACGUCCGCGCCCACGAGCACUGGGUGUUUCCCAUCCCUGACGCCCUCGACACGACCCUUGUCGCCCCCAUGUUGUGUGCCGGGAUCACGGCGUUUUCCCCGCUGGUGCGCAAUGGAGCGGGCCCAGGCAAGAAGGUUGGAAUCGUCGGAUUAGGCGGCAUCGGACACUUUGGGGUUCUGUUCGCCAAGGCGUUGGGGGCUGAGACGUGGGCGAUCUCGCGCACGCGGGCCAAGGAGGAAGACGCGCGGAAACUGGGCGCCGACGGGUUCAUCGCCACCGCCGAGCAGGACUGGGAGGUGCCGCAUCGCUUCUCGUUCGACGUCAUCGUCAACUGCGCGAAUUCGUCGGCCGGGUUCGAUCUCGCAAAGUACCUGUCCAUGAUGGACGUGCAUGGCCGCUGGGUCAGUGUCGGACUGCCCGAGGAGGAGGGCCAGGUCAUCAAGGCUCAGAACCUGAUCGCCAACGGCGUGCUCAUCGGGGCAAGUCAUCUGGGCAGUCGGCGGGAGAUGCUGCAGAUGUUGCAGCUCGCCGCCGAUAAGGGCAUCAAGAGCUGGGUCGAGACCAUCCAGAUCGGCGAGGAGGGGCUCAAGGAAGCCAUGCUGCGCAUGAAGAAGGGGGAUGUGCGUUACCGCUUCACCCUCACGGGAUAUGACAAGGUGUUUUAG
This is a messenger RNA of Penicilliopsis zonata CBS 506.65, 1080 nucleotides long. RefSeq lists its product as hypothetical. Gene Ontology annotation, molecular function: alcohol dehydrogenase (NADP+) activity; zinc ion binding. The record is from RefSeq and is a predicted model, not a curated record. Gene Ontology annotation, biological process: alcohol metabolic process. The coding region runs from base 1 to 1080 and encodes 359 amino acids. The transcript has 5 exons. Lineage: Eukaryota; Fungi; Ascomycota; Eurotiomycetes; Eurotiales; Aspergillaceae.